Chanos chanos (milkfish) is the source of this 665-nucleotide messenger RNA. Its product is annotated as 60S ribosomal protein L19. Gene Ontology annotation, biological process: translation. Gene Ontology annotation, molecular function: structural constituent of ribosome; RNA binding. Gene Ontology annotation, cellular component: cytosolic large ribosomal subunit; ribosome. The coding region runs from base 17 to 607 and encodes 196 amino acids. The record is from RefSeq and is a predicted model, not a curated record. The transcript has 6 exons. NCBI's taxonomy places the organism in Eukaryota, Metazoa, Chordata, Actinopteri, Gonorynchiformes, Chanidae.
UCAAAGAUCAGCAGCCAUGAGCAUGCUCAGGCUCCAGAAGCGCUUGGCCUCCAGUGUCUUGCGCUGUGGCAAGAAGAAGGUCUGGCUUGACCCAAACGAAACCAAUGAGAUCGCCAAUGCCAAUUCCCGCCAGCAAAUCCGCAAGCUGGUGAAGGAUGGUCUUAUUAUCAAGAAACCCGUCACCGUGCACUCCCGUGCCCGCUGCCGCAAGAACACACUUGCACGUCGCAAGGGCCGGCACAUGGGUGUCGGUAAGAGGAAGGGUACAGCUAAUGCCCGUAUGCCUGAGAAGCUGUGCUGGAUGCGUCGUAUGAGAAUCCUGCGCCGUCUGCUGCGUCGUUACAGGGAAUCCAAGAAGAUCGACAGGCACAUGUACCACAGUCUGUACCUUAGGGCCAAGGGUAAUGUGUUCAAGAACAAGCGUAUCCUCAUGGAGCACAUCCACAAACUGAAGGCUGACAAGGCUCGCAAGAAGCUCCUAGCUGACCAGGCAGAGGCACGUCGCUCUAAGACCAGGGAGGCCCGCAAGCGCCGUGAGGAGCGCCUGCAGGCUAAGAAAGAGGAGAUCAUUAAGACUUUGUCCAAGGAGGAGGAGACAAAGAAGUGAACCUCCAUGUUUCCCUGACCACCCCCUUUUCAGUCCUAAUAAAAUACAAAUAAAACAA